Pelobates cultripes (western spadefoot toad) is the source of this 450-nucleotide messenger RNA. The record is from the annotation of a GenBank genome assembly. NCBI's taxonomy places the organism in Eukaryota, Metazoa, Chordata, Amphibia, Anura, Pelobatidae.
AUGUAUGAGGCAGUUUCGCCGUAUUGCUGGAGAUGUGGGGUUGACAGUGGCACAAUGACCCAUAUUUGGUGGGCUUGCCCACGUAUACGUCCAUUAUGGGAAGAGGCGCAGAACACCUUGCAGGCUAUUGGAAUCACUGAUCCACCCCUUGACAUACACACUGGGUUAUUCCUCUCCUAUCCUCGGCCAACACCAGUGCCCACAAAACGUAUAAUGACAAUUGCUGCAUUGGUGGCGAGAAACCUAAUCGCGAGCCAGUGGAAGCAACCACACUGUCCUUCCAAACUCCAACUACUAUCCAAAAUUCAACAAUAUUACAUAUAUGAACGCAUGUCCACUAAGACCACUGCACAAAGUAAACACUUCCAGACUUCUUGGAUACCAUGGGUAGAAUAUUGGGAUACACAUACCUCCCACAUACCCCCACAUGGCAGGCCUAGCCGCACCUGA